This is a messenger RNA of Anopheles gambiae (African malaria mosquito), 2229 nucleotides long. RefSeq names its product BTB/POZ domain-containing protein 9. Gene Ontology annotation, molecular function: protein binding. The record is from RefSeq and is a predicted model, not a curated record. The coding region runs from base 929 to 2131 and encodes 400 amino acids. Gene Ontology annotation, biological process: circadian behavior; adult locomotory behavior; modulation of chemical synaptic transmission. NCBI's taxonomy places the organism in Eukaryota, Metazoa, Arthropoda, Insecta, Diptera, Culicidae. The transcript is spliced from 3 exons.
UACUGCUUGUAGACGUGCAUGCAGUUUUACCAUUUCAUUGAGAUGAGCCGGUAAAUUUCCAUCCUCUGGAAGUUUAAGGGAACAUAAUUUCCUUAGCACGCAUAGCACUGAUGGUAGCCCGCUACUCUUAUGAACAGAGCAGAGUGAGUCCCACAUUUCUUUCGCGGUUUGCUUAUUCAUAAUAUGAACCAGUUGGUUAUCGUCCACCGUUGCACUAAUCACUCCACGUGUCUUUGCAUCACCAGUUUUCCAGUCAUUAGUCGGAAUUUCCGGCUUAGCAUCUAUCACAUACUUGGAUAAAUCUUGCCGCAAUAAUUCCAUCUCUACACGGAAUUUCCAAAUUUCAAAAUUAUCCUCUCCCAAACGAGGGAGUACCACUUGCAAAGACGUCAUGAUUACACCGGAGUUUUUAAUACAACAGAACAAUUACUGGCACAAACACUGGGCCCAUAACCUGUUAAAACAACGACGAAAAGCAAACCAUCAACCGAGAAAUGAACGCGACGAACUUUGAUCAAAAAGAACAACGGCCAAGCUUCGAUGUUAAUUCUUUUAUUCCUGAGACGCAACUGUACAAGUUCACAAUUUUUCGUUCGCUUAUAUACUACCGUACACCAGUACUGUCAAACCCAAACAACAAAACGUUGCUUAUUCUUAACAUACAAAUCUUCGCGAUUUGAAAAAUGUGUCAGCAUUUUGUCACGCCCGUGGCCUCCCGUCUGAUGAAAUGCCGCGUAUGCGAUUAUCGCACCGUCGUGUAGAGACCAUGCGUAAAUAUAAACAAUCAUUGCCUUGCGGCCGUCAAUUUGAUGAUCAUUGCCGUUUCCCGCCUCGAAUGGAUCUGAUAUCGCGAUAGUGCGUGUUCUACAAUAAUCCCCUUGUUUUUGUAAAUUCCAGAAAUUUGGUAUCAUAAACAGAGUUCUUCAGAAUGGUUAGCGCCAGUAUGAUCGAUCAUUCGGAUCAGGUUUUAGUGAGCCUGGGAGAAUUAUGCAUAUCGGAUGAUUAUUCCGAUGUAACAUUCGUCGUAGAAAACGAGCGUAUUUCAGCGCACCGCGCCAUCCUAGCAGUACGGUGUGAGUACUUCCGGGCGCUUCUGUACGGUGGUCUGGAGGAGAGUAAGCAGACCGAAAUAACGCUUGAUGUAUCGUCGACCGCUUUCAAGCAUCUGCUCCGAUACAUCUACACCGGCUCCUUGGAAUUGAAGGACAUGGAGGUGGACGAUAUACUGACUUUACUCGGAUUAGUCCACCAGUAUGGUAUCACUGCCUUCGUGAAAGCCAUCUCAGACUACCUGUAUGGAGUUUUGACUGUGGAGAAUGUGUGUACCAUUGCGGACGAGGCGCGUCUGCUCGAUCUAAAGGAUUUAAUGGAGAAAUGUUAUGAAUUUAUUGAUGAAAACACGCGGAGCAUCAUACAACAAGAAUCCUUCAGCAAAUUGUCAUACGACAUGCUUAGCAGCGUGAUCGAUCGCAAUAGCUUAAACAUUGAAGAGAUCGAAAUUUUCCAAGCCACUCACAAGUGGUGCAAGAGCAACGAAAAUAAGUGGUGCAAAAUAGGAGAAAAGAAAAAGUCUAUUUAUGAUAAAAUACGCUAUGAAGCAAUACCGCGCAAUAGUUUACUUGACAUAGUGCGUCCUACUGGCGUUCUAAAUCCGAAUCGAUUGUUGGAUGUAAUAUCAGCUCAAGAUAAAACCGGUUUUCAUCCCUACCGAGCUGGUUCAUCACCGGGUAAAGACGUAGCUGCAAAUGCGAAAGUGGAAUGGACAACGGCUGCAGAACAUAAUCAAGUUCGUUUUGACCUUGGUAAACGAUACUUUAUCAAUCAUGUUUACAUUACUACGGGUGCACCAACAGAACCACAUUCUCCAGGUACCGUUGCUUAUUCGCUAAUUCCGAAGCAGGAAAGUCUGUCGGUAUCAUCUGAUGGCAACUCAUGGUCCACCGUGUCUUUGGGACUAUAUAACACCGCUUAUUUCCAGAGCCAUCCAUCCAUUAGCUUCCGUAUGCAACCAGUGCGAUACAUCCGCUUUCAAACACCGUAUUAUAAAGAGAAUUCCUCGAUUUCUAUAUCGGCCAUGUUAAACCCUUUCCAAGGUGCACAAAAUAGUGAAUCGCCUGCUAAACCUCGUUAACCGGACUACACGCCCCUUUUUUAUUUAGUUUUGUUUAUCAACUUAUAUUAUGAUAGAUAUGGUUAUCCAAUUCCAAAAUAUAUUAGCAUUGUUAUCGA